Octopus bimaculoides (California two-spot octopus) is the source of this 624-nucleotide messenger RNA. RefSeq lists its product as uncharacterized. Lineage: Eukaryota; Metazoa; Mollusca; Cephalopoda; Octopoda; Octopodidae. The record is from RefSeq and is a predicted model, not a curated record.
CUUGUGAUAGAAUCAUUGCAAAGCAAUUCGUUUAAACACUCUCGUUAUAUUUAACAACUGAUAAAAUAUUACGACAAUGGAGUUUCGUAUUGCAGCUGUUUUUCUCUUGAUCGCAGUCACAGCAGUCUACAGCCAAGACAUUAUGACCAUAUGUAAGCAGACAGAAAUUAGACCGGGAUCAAAUUUUCUGCGAUCACCAAGGAACUGCAGUGAAUUUUAUUUAUGUAAUCCUAUGUUUCGACGAUCUUUAGCAUGUGGUAGGGGAACAGUGUUUUCACAGUCUCAACAAGUCUGUGUGAUGAGGAACAGCCAAUUUGACGAUUGUAACCGUGUCAUUUAUGGAGGAAAAUUCAAUGAUCCUCUCUGUAACCCAUUCGCAUACGGAAAUAACCGUGACCCACAAGAUUGUACUAGGUAUAUUCCUUGCUACAACCGAACCUCUUAUCCGUCCAUGGCAUGCCAAGCCGGUCUUUACUUUAGCGUCCAGCUACAAAGAUGUACCACUCCCACAGAAUCCGACUGUAGGAUCCGUUAAAUCACUUUGAGCUUCCGAAAUGAUCCCUACCAACGAAUUCAUAUAAAAAAACCCGAUGCGAGCGUCGAACCUGAGAUAAUUUCAAUUGC